CUGCUGCAUGCGCACAGACGCACUGUGGCACAUUUCCAACAACUGCGCACCAAAGGCUCAAUUGCGGAUAUUCUACGACAGUAUUCGAUACGCUGGAUACGCUGGAUGGUGUCCACGCUGCAGCGUGUUUUGAAUCCGCGCAUCUAUUAUCUUCAGCAUGGCAACGUGACAAUGGUGCAAGGUUGGUUCUGCGGUGCGCCUUCGGUGACUUUUCUAACGAGGAAUGGCUUGUUCGUCAGAGCUAAGAAGGAAUUUGAUGGAAGCCUCUUUUGGAUUUCGAAUGUAACCCUACGCAGCUGGUGCUGAUUCCACUCGAUCCUCUCGCCUCUUCUUUCCUCCCACGACGCUAAUUGGAGAGCAUCUCAAUUGGUGGAGAGCAACCACAUCGAGCUUUGACCUCCACUCUCGCCGUUCACCUAGUUGUGUUGUGGGAUUUCUUCUCGCCUCUCUCUUGCUCGCCCGACCUUUGCAUUGCACCUUUUAUUUAAGGACAAUGCCGGUGAACGCGUUGCCCCGGGCGGUCAUCGGCGGCCAGGGCUCCCUCAGCCCGGCGUCGCUGUCCCGCAGCCUCUCUCGCCUGAGGGAAUACCGGACUCGGACCCGGAUCAUGCUGGCCCUCGGAGUCUCUCAGAUGGUCCUGGGAAGCCUCAUCCUCGCCGUCAGCUUCGCAGCUCUCGCUCUAACCACAUCUCCCAGGGUGCGACACUCUUGCCCUUUUUGGGCUGGUUUUUCCGUUCUUCUCUCUGGGCUUAUUGGCGUGGUGUCAUGGAAGAGGCCGCUCUCACUGGUGAUCACAUUCUUCAUGUUGUUGUCAGCAGUUUGCGUGAUGCUCAACCUGGCAGGCUCCAUCCUCUCCUGCCAGAAUGCUCAAAUGGUCAACUCGCUGGAAGAAUGUCAGCUGCUCAAGUUUGACAGCGAUGGAGUGUGUGUUUGCUGUGAGUUACAGCAACAGAGUUCAAGCUGCAACAACCUCGGAGAAACGCUGAAACUUAACCCACUGAGGGACUGCAAUACCAUACGUUUACGGCUCAAGGAGCUGCUGUUCAGCGUAUGCGCCCUUAACGUCAUCUCCACUAUUGUUUGUGCCCUCGCGACAGCCAUGUGCUGCAUGCAAAUUGUCUCUACUGAUGUGCUGCAGAUGUUUAUGCCGCACCGAACAAGAGAGCUAAAUGCUGAUUGUAUGACUCCCCAUGGAACCAUCCUCCACCAAACGCUGGACUUUGAUGAGUUUAUUCCUCCCAUUCCCCCACCGCCUUACUACCCCCCUGAGUACACAUGCACUCCAUCAAUGGAUGGACAAAGAGGCCUGCAUCUGGACUUCCCCCAUUCUCCCUUUAGUGCCAUUUAUGGGGUGCCCAUCAACAGCCCCGGGACACUAUACCCAACUGACCUGCCCCCACCAUAUGAGUCUGUGGUGGGGCAGACUCCUGCAAGCCAGGUCACCACCAGUAUCGAACAACAAGCGACUGAAUCCAGUUUAUGUGACAGACAUACAACAGCAGGACUCAGCACUCAAGCCUCUGUAGACAGCACAUCCCUGAUGGUGUCAGAGGUUGCUGAUCACGACCACACUUGCUCCUCAGAGGACUUGUGUUCCCUCGAAGUCCAAGGCUCAGAUUCCUCUCCAUACAGCACGCAACACACUGCACCGACCGACGGAAGCUGCAUCAGCCUUGAGCUUUGUACACGCACACGCUGCCAUCAUGGCUUGUCUAACACGGACGCUCGCCCCAGUGACACUGGAUUCAGUGAGUCCUCACAUACCCAAGAGUCCCUUGAACGCUCCCCAGACUGGUCCUCCGAAAACUACAGCAAUUUGGAUCAAGAGGAUUCUGCAGACAACUCUCGUGCAUAUGAGGAGCGUAGGCCCUCCAUGCACCUUUGUGAUGAGCUUGCAUCAGCCAAGCAUUUGCCAGAAGAGCCACCAAAAUUAUCUCCGCAUUCCCUCAUUAAAGCACGAAUGAUGAGCCGGAAGCUCCCGCUGGCUGUCGCUAUCUCCCCACCUCCGCAGCCUUGUUCCCCUACCUCAGUGGCGUCCUCUGGGGGAACAUUAGCCAUCAGUCCCUUAGCUCCCUCUCCCUCUCCAUCCCCUCCCAGCAGGCUACGAGGCCCCCGGUUGUGCUUUAGUGUUUGGUCCGCCUCCUCAACUUCACAGCCCCCCUCUACCUCAUCUCAAAGUGGGCGUUCAUCCGCAGAGAGGCCCCGAGUGCUCCGCGCCGCCAGGAGGUACCGCAAGCUGGCACGUAUUGUCCGUUCCACCAGUGACCCCAUCUCCUGUUCCUCCACUACUGGAAGAGAGUCUUGUGUCUCCACCUCUGCGAUUAAUGCUUCAGGUGGAGAUUCCACUCAUACAUCACCAGAGCAAGAGCAAUCGGGCAUUUCAGCGGAAGGCAUUGGAGGCAAACCAAAAUCUGCCAAGAAGCAGCCAAAGGAGAGCAGAAAAAUAGACCUCCACCUUAAAACACGAGCUUUGCAAGCACGUGAACGACCACAGUCACUCGCAGACCUCAAAAUGUAUAAAGACACGAAAAUAUUGGUGGCUAAGUUCCUGGAGCAUUCAAGCUGCAAUUUACCUCCUGAAGUGCAGCAAGUUGUCAACAACAUCAAGUGUGUCAUCAAAUCAGAUGAGAAACACAUGGAGGAGGCCAUAUUCAGUGCCAAUGUCAUAGAUCAGGUGAUGACGCAGUGCAUCAGUGGCAGUCCCAGGAAACGUGAUCAAGACGAUCUUCACCUCCAAAGCUGCGGUGCAUUGAGUUCCUCCCCUUCCAUGCGCCGUCCCAAAUGUCUCCCUCCAACUAGCGACACCGGUACCAAUUCACUGGACUCGCCUUCAUUUGAACAAAGCCUUGAGUGCAGGGAAACUAUUCUCUGACCAGCAUCUUCACAAGGAUCCGUGUCUAAGCUAUGAGGGCGUUCCAAAGUGCUCAUGUUGCAGCUACACUGUGCUGUGUAGAAAUUCAUAAGCGGUCUGGCAUCGUGAGGUCACGUUUGCGCUGUAUGACUGUGGCGUAAGAAAAGGGGAAGAGGCUCAAACUUUAUCUCCUGCAGCCACAAGAAUGUGUGCACAGUCAUUAGCAGAAAUAGUAGCAAACUCAAACUGAGCCUGCCUGUCUGUAGUGGCUUUUUUUCUCAUCAGAAAACAGAAUGUUUCUCCCUCAGGGGAUUUUUUUACACUGAGUUUCAUCAAAAUGAAACGAAUUGCCGCUAAGCUGGGAUCUGUCAUUCGCAGACAAACGAUAUUGUGUGACUGUAUUGCUAUUUUUCUUGUCCUUGUGUGAAAACAGGAAGAAUAUUAUAAAUAUAAAAUAUUCAACUGUGAACUGGAAAGAACGGGCUUAAUGAGCCAAUGUUUGAAGAUUUUGUGGAACUGUUGCUGAUGGGGUGGUGAAUAUUUUGUGGUGCCGCUGGUUCAAAAACAUUACAAACAUUUUAACUUACCUCAGUGUUAUAUUUCUUAUCAGUGUUCCAAUAAAAGAUGAGUUUGUAUCUUU
Messenger RNA from Syngnathus typhle (broad-nosed pipefish), 3491 nucleotides. RefSeq names its product family with sequence similarity 189 member A1 (gene entrep2). The transcript has 12 exons. Lineage: Eukaryota; Metazoa; Chordata; Actinopteri; Syngnathiformes; Syngnathidae. The record is from RefSeq and is a predicted model, not a curated record. Gene Ontology annotation, cellular component: membrane. Bases 494 to 2872 code for a protein of 792 amino acids.